AAAAGACGAAGAGCACCACAGGAAGUCCACAGUGUUCUCUCCAUCCCGAAGAAGAUCGUGUUUCCAGCACACACAGCUCUUUUUGCCUUAAUUUACUCGGAAAGCGUAAACAAUGAUCCGAGUCCUCCUGUUGGCGGUCAGCCUGGUGGCAAUGGCGUCCUGUGACUGGGCAGCUCGAGGAUCCAGCCUCCGCGUCCCAUUCGAUGCACAUCUGCGACUGCCAAAGAUGAACAUCUUUGACCAGUCGAAAAUAGAAGCAAAGAGGAGUGAGGCGGUGCGCGAGGAGGAGCGGGACGAAGUGCUGUGGACGAGCGAGUGCUCGCCGCGAGUGGCGGGUGUUCGGCGUGGUCAGGACGCUCGCCUUCAGUGUGAGGUGGUCGCCCCCACAGGCUCUGUCCUCACGUGGUACAAGGACGGCGUGUCACUGAACCGAGAGGGUGCCCAGGUCGAGGUAGGUUCCACGCCCCAAGAGCUUCUGGAAGAGGCGACCAACAUGCUGGGUCUGGAGGAGGAGCUGUCCUCAACGGCGUCCACUUCCGAUUCCGUCCUGCAAAUCUCCUCCGUCGUCUAUUUGGACUGCGUCUCCGACCAACACCAGGCGACAUACAAGUUGGAGGUGAGGGCACCACGGAGUCAGAAGUCUUACUCUCGUCUUUUUACUGUAGUUAUCGUAGGUGACGAAAGCGAGACACUGGAGGAAGGCCCCACGUGCCGCCUGGGCGGCCUCGUCAAUGCUCUGCCUCGCAUCUACCAACACUCCCCCGCGGCCAUGGGUCAUGUAGGGGACUCCGUGAUGUUGCCUUGUCGCUCGCAGGGUCACAACGUCACUCGGGAAUGGUUCCUCAACGAUGAGAGGAUUUCUGGCGACGCCAGCUAUCAAAUUUCAGGCACCGGCGACCUGAUUGUGCGACGGCUGAGUGCACAGGGUCGCACACGGUAUACGUGCAGGGUGGCCAGCACGCGGUUCUCUGCCCUCAGUGACACUGUAUUAACUGAAAUGGUGACUAUGUAAUGACCAUCGAAUCACACUUCAAGAUGACCCGCUUCGAAGCCGACUUCUCUGAAUUACUCCCGUGUAUUAUGACUGAUGAUGCACCUCCGCUUAUAUCUUUAUCAGAUUAAUUAUGGGGCUGAAUUAGCCCUGGAAAUCAAGGCUC
Messenger RNA from Penaeus monodon (black tiger shrimp), 1157 nucleotides. RefSeq names its product zwei Ig domain protein zig-4-like. Lineage: Eukaryota; Metazoa; Arthropoda; Malacostraca; Decapoda; Penaeidae. Bases 113 to 1012 code for a protein of 299 amino acids. The record is from RefSeq and is a predicted model, not a curated record. The transcript has 9 exons.